Molecule: messenger RNA, 4902 nt
Organism: Pararge aegeria (speckled wood butterfly)
Lineage: Eukaryota; Metazoa; Arthropoda; Insecta; Lepidoptera; Nymphalidae
Exons: 10
Source: RefSeq, a predicted model, not a curated record
AUGUAUAAAUUGAUUUUGAACACAACGCUUUACAUUUUGUUGUUCCUAAAUUUUACUUUAGCCAAAAGUGUGGUCGAAACUACUCAUGGACGUGUAUCUGGGAAAACGUUUAAGACGAUAUUUGAAAAGAAAACAUACCACGCCUUUAUGGGAAUACCGUUCGCCGCUCCGCCUGUCAAGGACUUGAGAUUUCAGGUGCCACAAAAUAUUGAGCCAUGGAACGGCGUGUUAUCGGCUACAAAAAUGAAACCAGCCUGCGUACAAUAUAAUAUCGUUAUACAUAAAGGGCAACCCUUUGGGCAGUACGGACGCGAAGAUUGCCUAUACCUUGACAUUUUCACACCAGACCUAGAUAAGAACAAACGGCCCGUAGUCGUGUUUCUUCACAGCGAACGCCUUCAGAACUCCUACAACAAAACAAGAGAUUACGCACCAGACUUCUUCAUAGAAGAAGACAUAGUGGUUGUUACAAUAGCUCACAGACUCUCAGUGUUUGGUUUCCUUUCCUUCGAAAAUAAAAACUCGCCUGGUAACGCUGGCUUAAAGGACAUAGUUGCUGGAUUAGAAUGGAUAUCGAAAAAUAUAAAAAAAUUUGGGGGCGAUCCUGAAAAGAUUACACUGUUGGGCUCACGAGGGGGCGCCGCUGCAGUAGAUUUGCUGAUACGAUCGAAAGCACGUACACUAUUCCGCUCAGCCAUACUUCAAAGCGACACGGCUCUAUGCUCUACCUACUUGCAAGAGAAUGUUCGAGAAAGAGCCUUUAAACUAGGGAAAUUACUCCAAAUACCUACUACGAACGAUGAUAAACUUUUACAAGAGCUAAAUCAAGUACCCAGUUCAAAGUUAUUAGACGAAGAACUACGAGCUUCACCGGAUGAUUAUUACAAGGAAAACCAAAGAGGUAUACUAACAUUUGGUCCCAUUGUCGAGAAAGACCCGGACGGCCUCGUAACCGAAUAUCCGGAAAAUUCGACAGAGAAUAUAAACAUUCCCAUUAUGAUCGGGCUUAACUCCCGGGAGGGAUUGGCGGCUUCUCUGAUGUUCCUUUCAGAACCGCAUUGGCUUAGAAUGGUUCAAAAAGAUUUUCCACUUUUAAUGCCUUUACGUUCGAAAAUUAAAUUUGACCCUUUACACGACGCUUUUUACGAGGCGAUAGAUGAAUUAAAGAAAUUUUAUUUUACAAAUGGCGAGGUGACAGUAGACAGUAUCUCGGAAUACAUAACCUACAUUGGGGAUAUCAAAUCAUACGGUAUAGAUUACGCUGCACGGAUGUAUUCCAACAAAUCUAUAAGUAAUGUUUAUUACUACCUAUUUGACUACCAUAGCGAUUUGAAUGAGAAUAAGUUGAACCUUUUAAAGAUGGCAGCGGUUGAAGACGGUACGUGGGGAGCUGCCACCGGAGACGAACUCUGCUAUUUGUUCAGAUGCCCGAAUCUCAAUGACAAAUAUAAUAUCCAUAAGCGGACCGACUCUCAAGAGCUGAAAAUGCUAAUGAAAUUGGUAAAAAUGUGGGCAAACUUUAUAAAAUAUGGAAAUCCCACUUCUGAUAAUGAUAAUCCAUUUAACGAGAUUCAAUGGCCUGCAUAUAACUUGGAAACUAAACAAUAUCUGCAUAUUGGCAAAGACAUAAAAAUAGGGAUUGAAACGAAAUCGGGAAGGAUAUCUGGAUUAGAAGUUAAAUCAAUAUAUCCUGGUGAAACAUAUUAUUCGUAUUUGAGCAUACCAUAUGCUGAACCGCCUAUUGGAAAACUAAGGUUUAGGGCACCAGUGCCUCAUCCAGGAUGGAAUGACGUAUUGGAAGCAAAAAACGUUCGAAAAAAUUGCGCGCAAUUUUAUUUGCCUCAAAGGAACGUUAAAAGUUACGGAUUCACAGGCGAUGAAGACUGUUUGCAUUUGAGCAUUCAUACACCAAAACCUCCGAAUAAUGAGAAUAAUCUGCCUGUUAUAGUAUUUCUGUACAAUGAGAACUUUAGAGUUUCAUACAACGCUACUAAAGAGUAUGGAAACGACUUCUUUAUGAAAGAAGGUGUUAUUAUAGUAACCGUAAAUUACAGAUUAGGAUCCCUGGGUUUUGUAUCAUUUGAAGAUAAAUUACUUCCUGGCAACAAUGGUCUAAGAGACAUAAUAAUGGCUUUGAAAUGGAUUAAAGAAAACAUUAAAAACUUUGGAGGAGAUCCAUCAAAAGUAACUCUAAUGGGUAACUAUGGUGGAGGAGUAAUCGUAGACAUACUAUUGCACUCUCCAAAAGCUAAAGAUUUAUUUAGUGCAGCAAUAAUGCAAAGUGAGACUUCUUUUAAUCCGUUAUACAUCACUAAUAAUCCGAAAAAAAGGGCUAUUGCUCUCUCAGAACAUCUUAAAGAAAAGGCCACGACAAGUGAAUCGUUUAUUGAACGUAUGUCAGAAAUAUCAGCGUUCAGAAUAACAGAAUCGGAACUUUUAUCAGUUGAUGCCGAUGAAGCCAGAGCUUAUCAAAGAGGUGUCAUACAGUUUGGACCUGUACUGGAAAUUGAACAUGAUGAUGCGGUGUUCACUAAACUCCCAGAAGACAAUCCAUUAGAACUAUCAAUACCAGUGAUGAUUGGUUUUAAUUCAAGGGAAGCCAUAGAAAUGGUUGAACGUUAUCUUCACAUGCCAAAUUUCCUCACAUUUGCCGACCGGGAUUUUGUUCUCUUCGGUGAAUUAAACUUCCGCAAGAAGAAGAUUUUAGAAGAAGCGGUAACUCUUGAUGGUACUUGGGGAGCGUCUACAGGCGAUGAACUGUGCUAUCUAUUUGUUUGUCAGGCACAAAGAAAAAUGUAUAAGCAAUUAUUGGAGAGUGGGGACUCUGAAGAAAUUAAAGUUUUAAGAACGAUGGUCAAACUUUUUACCGAUUUCGCUAAAACUGGAAACCCUACACCUCCUGGCAGUGAUUUUAUUUGGAAACCAGCCACAAAAGAUAACAAACAGUGUUUAGUUAUAAGCGAUAAGUUAAAAAUGCAACCAAAUAUAUACAAAGACAGGGUAAAAUUUUGGGAUGAUUUCAUAGAAAAGUAUGAAAAACUAGCUGUCAACGGUGUUGUCAAAGAUAUAAAAGAUGAAUUGUAAAUACGUGCUAAAAUGAAGUCCUAUAAAAUUUUAAUUUUAGUAGCUUCAAUAAAUCUUUGUAUAUGCAAUAAAGAUGAUACGAAAUCUGUGGAAAGCGACGAAAUUGAAACGGCGGAAGUGAAAACGAAAUACGGAGUGUUAACAGGAAAAGUUGAAAGGACGUUUCUGAAAAAGCAAAAUUAUUAUUCGUUUAAGGGUGUUCCGUACGCUGAACCACCAGUUGGAAAAUUACGCUUCAAGCCUCCUAUUCCACAUCAAGGUUGGGAAAACAACCUUGAAGCCUUCGACAACAAGCCGACAUGUCUACAAUAUAACACAAGAUCUCGAAUAAUGGAACCGUUCGGCAUAUCUGGCUCUGAAGACUGUCUCUUUAUCAGCAUAUUUACGUCAAACCUAGAAGGCACUGCACCAGUCAUAGUUUUUGAUUAUAAUGACAACUUUAGAACAGGUUUUAACGGCACUGAGACUUACUCUCCAGAACUUUUUAUGGAGGAAAAUGUAAUUGUUGUCACUAUAAGCCAUCGGCUUACUUUGUUUGGCUACCUGACUGCAAUGGACGAUAUCAUUCCACCUAAUAAUGGAGUAAGGGACUUUAUUUUAGGCCUAAAUUGGAUUAAAGAGAAUAUAAAAGUUUUUGGUGGUGACCCUCAACGUGUUACGUUAAUGGGCAGUCGUGGUGGUGCAGUUCUUGCGGACAUUUUACUACAUAGUGAGAAGGCUAAGAGUCUUUUUAGUGGUGUAAUCAUGCAAAGUGGAACGGCUUUAGAAGCAACCUUUUUUGGAAGAAAUCAAAGAGACAGGGCUUUUAAAUUUGGGAAGUUGUUUAAUAUUACAACUGACGAUAGUGAAAUUUUACUUGAAGAACUACAGAAAUUAGAUCCGCAAGCGUUGAUUGACAAAGAUGGUAGCUUGCUUGAUGUAGACCAAAUAAACAAUUCACAGCUAAGCAUAUUCCCGUUUGCACCUGUCAUAGAAAAUAGCAAUGACGACACUGUGUUAAUGGCCCUCCCUGAGAAUAUGAAAAUUGUUAAUGAUGUUCCAAUCAUGAUUGGUAUGAACUCGAGAGAAGGCUUAGAUUUGGCUACGCAUUAUAUUUUUGAACCUAGAUUAAUAGAAGAAGGUGCUGAUUUUCUCUUCUUAUUUCCUGUACGGUCAAACUAUACUUUUGUUCGUAAAAGUGCUAUAUAUGAUGAAGCAAUAAAAGAGAUUUUAACAUUUUAUUUUAAAGAAGGCUACUUUUACUAUGGUAACAUAUUAGAAUACGCUCUAUAUAUGGGUGACUUACUGCAAAACUAUGCUUUAGAUCUUGCAGCUAAAACACUUGCUAUGAAAUCGCAGUCACCAGUAUACUACUAUAUGUUCGAUUUUAGAGGAUCUCUGAAUGAAAAUAUAAAUACCAUAACGAAAUACACACGUUUUAGUAUAGAGCCAUGGGGGGCAACUAUCAUUGAUGAAUUAUGUUAUUUACAUAUUUGUAAUCGCAUCAAAAGCAACUAUGAAGAACUACAGAAACUUGUAAGUGAACAAAACGAAAGUAAAGUUCUGAAGAAAAUGGUGCGAUUAUGGGCAAACUUUGCGAAAACAGGAAACCCUACACCUAAUGAAGAUGACAACGUAUUAAAUGAUUUCAAAUGGAAGCCAAUCGAAAAGGGAAGUGAUAAAACAGAUUAUCUACACAUUACGAAGAAUCUUCGGAUGAAAAGUGAUCCUUUGGGUAAAAGGGAGCAAUUCUGGAAAGACUUUUUGGCUAAAUAUUUAAAUUUGGCCGUCGAUGGAGUGGUCCAAAGUCCAGAAAAAGAGACUCAUGAUGAACUGUAA